AUGUAUUUCUACGACGACAUGAUCUUAGGAUCAUCUUUAACUACCACACAAUUUCACAACAAUGUGGACUAUUUGCAAUAUGUUCCUAAAGGUGAAAAGGAAACUCACUAUUUAAACAAUAAUCUUAAUUUAAUCAACUUUAUCAAAUAUAUCCAAGCUAAUCCAGAAUACAGUAUCCACAACCAGUUCUUGUGCCGAAGAUUAAUGAAUAUCUGCUGGAGAAGAAUCUACAAAAACCAUCACAAUUUAACUGAAGUCAACCCAUUGACUAUAAACUGGGACAAAAACUCAGAUAUCACUUGGUUAUUUGGUCCAGAAAUUGAACUACCUGAAGAAAAAACUACUCAACAAGAACAACAAUCAUCCAUUGAUUUUUAUGACAAUUCAGAUAAUAUUAGCAUUUCUUCUUUUGAAUCCUUUAGUUCCAUAGAUAGUGAAGAUUUCCCAAGUUCAUCAAGAAGAAGAUCAACCACAUCUACAAAUUCAUCAGUUGUUUUAGAUGAAGAUGAAGAUAUAAUUAUGAAAUCAGGCAGUCAUCAUGAUUUAACUAAAUCCAUUCUUAAAAAGAAAACCAGUGUUCAUAAUAAUAAUGUUAAUAAUAAGAAUAAAAAGAAAAAGGUGUCAUUUAAUUAUAUUGUCAAUACUAGAGAAAUCAUCAAUGGUAUGUCUGUUGAUUAUGAUUUCUUAGAUAAGGAUUGCUUAUAG
Molecule: messenger RNA, 705 nt
Organism: Candida tropicalis MYA-3404
Lineage: Eukaryota; Fungi; Ascomycota; Pichiomycetes; Serinales; Debaryomycetaceae
Exons: 1
Coding region: 1-705 (234 amino acids)
Source: RefSeq, a predicted model, not a curated record